AUGCCUGCAUACAAGAAGGUGUCCAAGGGCAUCAAGCGCCAGCCCACAACCCCUGUCAAAGGCAAAGCGCCUGUUCGACGGAGAGCAUCCGAUGUCUCCUCAUCUUCGUCCCUCGAUCUGUCCGACGAAGAUGGCUAUUCUGAUCUUGACGACCUCACAUCUGACGAGGACGACGAGGAAGAUGUAGAGGCGGCUGAGGAGGAGCACAUUAUUCAGAGCUCACCUCAGCCGACAGAAGAAGAUGAGGAAGGAGACGACGAAGCUGGCGAUGCCGAAGACGAAGAGGAGGAAGAUGAUGACGACGAUGAUGACGAGGAAGAAGACAACGAUCCUGUCGAAAGCGCUAGUUGGGAUGGCAUCUUGUCCGAUGUUGACGUGGACGAGUUGAACCAGGACGAGACGGAUACUCUCUCCUUGGGCAAUGACUCGGCUGUCGAACGAAGAGUCCGCUUCGAUGUUCCUGAUUCCUCUGAUGGCGACUCAACCGAAACGGAUGAGGACGUUGUGAAUCGUGACUUCUUCCCGGACAUUUUUGUGCCUCAGAGUUCGCUCGACCCGGGGUUCCGCCGCGAGAUCGAGCGCGACCACGAUGACGACAACAACUCCGAUUCAGGCUUCUGGGACUUUCACAGCCACGACUUCUCCAAUCACCACGAUUCGCCGUUUGACGACAAUGUCUCGACUGAUAUUGAGGCUGUCCUCCAGUCCCUUCAAGAAGAUGAUGACAGUACACCUGUCGCCACUCCCAUGAACCGCCAUGAGAGCUCUACAGCCCAAUCAAGCCUGAUGCCAUCACCAGAAAUGGACGAUGACACUUCGCUCGAUGGUUAUCAGACCGAUGGCGAUACGACAGAAGAGGAAGAUGACAUGGAUGCUAGGCCUGUGCGACCUAAAACUGCGAGAGAAUUAGCCGAAGAGGACUCAGACUCCGAAGUGGUCACCAUCAUCAGAGCGCGCCGAGGCCAACCUCGCGUGGGACGGUUCACUCUGGAUAACCCUCGGAAGAAGCCCAUUGCUAUCGUCAACCCCAAGACGGGCAAGAUGAUGAUCUUCACCCCACAAGGCGGCCGCAAUGGAGGGCUCGAUCUGUCGCCUGAGCAAUUCAACUUCCAAUGGUUCGAGGCGGAGCCGCAAUCAUCACCCAUGGUCAAUUCCGGCAACAUGAUGAUGAGCGCCAUGGUUUCGUCCAACACAUUUGGCGACUUUAUGAACACACAAGCCAUUGGACCGGAGGAGGCUUUCUUCUCUCUUCCGCCAGACACGAACUACCUCGACGACAGCGGUGGCGAGCAUGACCAGGAAGACGAGGAGAAGCACUUGCAACUGGAAGACUUCAUCGACUUCGACGACGAGUUUGAAGGUCUUUCUGGCGACGAAGGCGCAGGGGACAAUGAAGACCCGAUAUUGUGUACGCCGAACUCCAUGGGUCGCCCUGCUACAGGAUCAAGCGACAUGACAUCUCUGCUUGACCAUUUUGAGGCAAACGCCGACCUUGUUGGCGCCUUCCGCCGCGACCAAGCGAACCAUCAGCUCAUCAGCCGUAGUAAGGCGACACGGGAGUCCCUCGCCUUUUCUGGACCGUACUACGAGGGAACGCUUCGUGGCAUCAAAGACGGCCGCAUUGCAAGCACCAAUGUACCCAUAUCACCCCUCAGGAAGCAGAGGAGAACAUCCGAGCUCGCCAGCAGCCCACUCAACACCGUUAACCAGAAGCGGAAGGCGUCCUCACAGCAAGACUGGGGCCACAAACGCCAGCGGAGCAUGCCCGAUGUGAAUGUGCUCACCCUAUAA
Messenger RNA from Microdochium trichocladiopsis, 1791 nucleotides. RefSeq lists its product as uncharacterized. The transcript is spliced from 2 exons. Bases 1 to 1791 code for a protein of 596 amino acids. Lineage: Eukaryota; Fungi; Ascomycota; Sordariomycetes; Xylariales; Microdochiaceae. The record is from RefSeq and is a predicted model, not a curated record.